AAGAAGAACUUAGUAUAUCAAGAAAAACUAGUAAAGAAUUAAGCACUGAAAGAAGUGAAAUUGUAAUAAGAGAUAAUGAUGCGUUACGUAAAAAAGAAUUUGCUGAAAAUAGAAUUAGAGAACUCGAAGGACAACAUAAAGAAGAUCUUAAUUCAAAAGAUUUUACUGAAUUCGAACUCAAUAAUCAGAUCGUUUUAUUAAGACAGAAAGUUAUAGAUUUAGAAACUAGUUUAAGAAACAUAAGCAAAAGAAGAUUGAAUCAAUCAAUGGGUUUAAAUAGAUCAGAUAAUAAAACUUCUGAACAUGUUGAAAGCAAUAGCAGUUCAGAUUAUGCUAUGCUGCCAAUCACAAAAGAAGAAAAGAGACCACCCAAGCGAAUCAAAAGUUCCAAGAAGGUAGUAAUGAAACUUCCAGCAAGCAAGUUCUGUUCUACAAAAGAUCCACAACAAUCAAUUGCAAUACUUUCUAAACAUUGGGGUAAAUCUAGUGGCGAAUUCUCAUUUCUUCAUAAAAUGCACUUAGCAGAAUCUCUUCCAAAAAAACUUGAUUAUAAUAGUUGCCUUGUUAUAAACCGUUUUGGUGAAUUUUAUUUUUGUAUACCUGAGCCACUUGAAAUACGGGCUGAGAACCAAGGUCCUUUAUUUUCAGAAAAUCAAGAAAAGGAUUGA
Messenger RNA from Racocetra persica, 668 nucleotides. NCBI's taxonomy places the organism in Eukaryota, Fungi, Glomeromycota, Glomeromycetes, Diversisporales, Gigasporaceae. The record is from the annotation of a GenBank genome assembly.